Messenger RNA from Trichosurus vulpecula (common brushtail), 2270 nucleotides. It is a transcript of the gene RPL22, whose product is annotated as ribosomal protein L22. Gene Ontology annotation, cellular component: ribosome. Bases 82 to 468 code for a protein of 128 amino acids. Gene Ontology annotation, molecular function: RNA binding; structural constituent of ribosome. The record is from RefSeq and is a predicted model, not a curated record. Gene Ontology annotation, biological process: cytoplasmic translation. Lineage: Eukaryota; Metazoa; Chordata; Mammalia; Diprotodontia; Phalangeridae. The transcript has 4 exons.
CUGCGUGCCGCACGGGCGUGCUCGCGGAGGGUUUUGCGCCUGCGCGGUGCUCGGCGGUCCCUUUCUGGCUCCUCGAUCGCCAUGGCGCCCGUGAAGAAAUCUGUGAUCAAGGGCGGCAAAAAAAAGAAGCAAGUCCUCAAAUUUACCCUGGAUUGUACCCAUCCUGUGGAAGAUGGGAUUAUGGAUGCAGCUAAUUUUGAGCAGUUCUUACAAGAACGAAUCAAAGUGAAUGGAAAAGCUGGCAACCUCGGGGGCGGAGUUGUGACCAUUGAGAGAAGCAAGAGCAAGAUCACCGUGACGUCAGAGGUGCCGUUUUCUAAAAGGUAUUUGAAGUACCUGACAAAGAAGUACUUAAAGAAGAACAAUCUUCGAGAUUGGCUUCGGGUGGUGGCCAAUAGCAAGGAGAGUUACGAAUUACGGUACUUCCAGAUCAACCAGGAUGAAGAAGAGGAAGAGGAGGAGGAUUAAACCCUCUUGGGUCUGGAAACGUUUUGUAUAUGAUCUCGAAUAAAACUUGAACCAAAGUGGUGGUUAUCCUUGUCUUUCUGCACUGUGGAUUGUACAGGAUACUGGAAACAAUUGGAAAGGGCUUUGGUUGGGCUGCUGUGCACUCAUCAACACUGAGCUGCUUCUGCUUGGGGAUUUCAGUUUGGAAUGUAACUGCCAAAUUGGAAGUGGAAAAAAAAAAGGGACCUGAUGCAAAUUCUGACUGCUUUUAACAGGUCGACAAGGGCCUUCUGCUUAGAAGAAGGCAGUCAGAGAUUUGAGCCCUUCCACUUGCUGACUUUGGAGGAAAGUGUUCCCUCAAUUAGUAAGUCUUGUCUGUCUCUUUCCUCAAGGAAAUUGAUAUACAAUUGAUACAAAUCUGGGGGCUCUUAGUUCAUUAAAACAACCACAACUGAUUUCCCUUUGAAGCAUUUUAAAUCAGAUUGGAAACUGUUACUUGAAUAAAAGUACUUACAAAAAAAUUCCUGGGACAUUUGGCUGAAUUCCCUGUUUUUGAUGAAAAAUUAGACCUGGACAGGAAGCUGCUUUGAAUAGCCCUUUUCCUAUCCAAAGUAAAAGACAGUCCAUUAUCUUGAAUGACAAUCUGUCCUGCAGAAUUGGGCAUGGGGUGUGACAAAGGUAUGAUUUAAAUGGAGUAAGUCUGUACAAGGAUAUAUCAGUCAAUAGCCAUUGUUGGAAAAAUCCUCUUAUUUUUGCUGUGCAGCUGCAGACAGUUGCUUCCAGCAGGGGGAGCCAGAGAUAAGGAACAGGCCUGUACCAGGCUGUAAUGGUGGUCCGCAUUGGGUACUGUUGGCCAAAAAGAAAGACUCCAUGUUGAUAGAAUGUGGGAAACUAAGAACUGUUAUCAGGAAGCAAUUCCUACCAGGCUGGUUCUAGAAUAAAAAUUGCCUAACAGAAAUAACCCUGCGAAUUGGCAAACGAGGUAAUAGGAUAAAGCCUCUGUUCCUGGGGAGGAGACUGAGAUAGCCCGUCUCCAUUUAGGUUUUCAAUUUGCCAUGUAAAAUUAGAAAUGGGGAGGGAUGUAAUUAAAGUUCUAAUGACAUUGCAAUGAGAGACUGAAGGGCCACUUUGAGAUUGACUUUAAGAAGCAUUUUCCAAUUUUUUUGGGGAACAGUUCUGGAGCUGUCUCCUGUUUACAAUUAAGGGUGCUUGCAUGUGUAACACUCCAAAUGCCUGCAGCCAAUUUCCCUGGCUCAGCAGGGUGGUUGGAGGUGGUGGGCCAGUGGCCAGGAAUAAGCUUAAACUAGCUCUAGAAUAGACCCACCUGGGAGGUGUCCAACUUUAGCUCCUGCUUGUGGGUUGAGGUAAUCAUGUGAGAGUUUGGUAUUUGGACUUGAGGAAAAUGCCUGGACAAAUCCCAUUGCUUUGUAAAUAAAUGUGCCUGAAGAAGAGUUGUUUCUGUAGCUCUCCUCUUAAAAGGAUUUUCCCAACUUGGAGUUAUGGGUCAUUCUUUAGAGCAGCACAAUGAUUAUAUGUGGCUUUGCCAUACUUACUAAAUUACAUUAAAUGUUAGAAUUGAGAUGUGAGAAUAUAGCCUGUUCCAGUGACCAUCUACUUAAAGCACUGUCUGCAGACAUUUCUAGUGGGGUUGUAAAAACAUUCUGGGUUGAAAAUUGGCAACCAAGAAUUUUUUUAAUUGAAACUCAUCCCAGAUUUUAACUUGUAUAAGACUUAAGUUCAUUGAUUUUUUAAAAAGAUGCUUUUUUGAGCUCUUGUAAUGAGGCGUUUGAUCAUAUUUUAUAUUAAAGUGGCUAAUGUGGCUA